GUAAAUUCUUUAAUAUGCAGAAAUACGAAGAAGAAUAAGGUUAAAAUUUAAUAAUAUGAAAGUUAAUAAGUAGUUGAUUAUAGUGAUAUUUAUACUAAAUGCUGCAGUAAAUUUUAUACAAUGUUGAUGAAUUCGAAAUAUGCGCGAUGGACAAAAACUUUGUUGUCUAUUCAAGCUCGUGUGCUUUAUUCAUCUCAGUGCGAACAGUUAGUUGUAAAGAGAUACACCGAUACUAUUUUGUUGCCUAAAACAAACUUUCAGGCAAAGAUUACUGGAAAAAAACGUAUUGAUAAGGACCAAUAUUUACAGAAUAAAUGUGGAUUUUCAGAAUUGUAUAAUUGGCAAAGAGCAAACUUAAAAGGUCCUGACUUUGUACUUCAUGAUGGUCCACCAUAUGCAAAUGGAGAUGUUCAUAUCGGUCAUGCAAUCAAUAAAAUAUUAAAGGACAUAACUAUUAGAAGUAAAGUCAUUAAUGGCCAAAGAGUACAUUAUGUUCCUGGCUGGGAUUGUCAUGGAUUACCAAUUGAAUAUAAAGCGUUAAGUUUAGUAAAAGAAAAAUAUGCGAGUUUAAGUCCUACCGAGAUAAGAUCUAUAGCACAUACAUUUGCUACAAAUACUAUUAAUAAGCAAAGACAAGUUUUUGCUUCAUGGGGUAUUAUGGCUGAUUGGAAAAAUAAUGGAUGUUAUUUCACUAAUCAAACCUCAUUUAUUAUAAAUCAACUACAUCAAUUUUAUAAUUUGUAUGAAAAGAAAUUGAUAUAUCAAGAUUUCAAACCUGUUUAUUGGUCUCCUUCGUCUAAAACAGCACUCGCAGAAGCUGAAUUAGAAUACAAACAUAAUCAUGAAAGUAAAUCUGUAAUAAUUCGUCUUCGCUUGGUGGAUUUACCAUCAAAAUUGAUUACUUUUGAAGGAAAACCACUUUAUGCUCUCGCUUGGACAACUACUCCUUGGACUUUAGUUUCAAAUCAAGCUUUGUCUUAUUCUCCUAAUAUUAUUUAUUGUCUAGCUGAACAUAGCGAAGGAAAUUUUUAUGUAGUUGCAGAACCAUUAAUAGAAGAUAUUAGUAAAAAAAUUGGACCACUCACCGUUGUUACAACGUUUUCUGGAAAUGACUUAAAUAGUGCCAAAUAUUUGCAUCCAAUAACUGGUGACACAUUAAAUUUUUUGCCAUCGAGUCAUGUGAAUGCAGAUCAAGGUACAGGUUUAAUUCAUACUGCUCCUGCACAUUCGCACGAAGAUUUUCUUGUUGGACUGGAAAAUCAUUUAUCUGUUGUGUCCCUUGUUGAUGAAGAAGGAAAAUAUAAAUCUGAGGCAGGUUCUCAAUUUCAUGGUUUAAAGGUUUUAGAAGAAGGAACUGAAGCAGUUCUCUCACAAAUUAGUCAGAAUAUUAUUCAUACUGAAACAAUUGUUCAUAGUUAUCCGUAUGACUGGAGGACAAAAAAGCCUGUAAUAGUUCGUGCCAGUCUUCAGUGGUUUAUUGAUACAGAAUCAAUUAAAGAAAAAGCUUUGGAAGUAGCAGAAAGGAUUAAUGUAUUUCCUGAACAAUAUAAAUUAUUAUGGAUCAAUUCUUUCCUCACUCAAUUGAAAAAACGACCUUAUUGGUGUAUUUCUCGUCAACGAGUUUGGGGCACUCCUAUACCUGUUCUGUAUAAUAAGGAUACUAACCAAAUUUUUACUAAUCGUGAAUUCAUUGGAAAUUUAUGCAAAUUAAUAGAAAAAUAUGGUGUUGAUUGCUGGUGGGAGCUACCAGUAGAGAAACUCGUAGGGAAAAAACUUUUUUCAGAAUUAAAUGGUUCUGAAGGAAAUUUGGAAAAAGGCAAGGAUAUAAUGGAUAUAUGGUUUGAUAGUGGAAUUUCAUGGUCUUUUGUAUUACCUAAUAAAGAAGCGAACGUUUAUAUGGAAGGAAUGGAUCAAUUGACAGGAUGGUUUCAAGCAUCUCUACUUACAUCUGUAGCUUUGCAGGGUUCUUCUCCUUACCAAGAUGUAUUCAUUCAUGGAUUUGCUGUAGAUGAGAAUAAAAACAAAAUGUCUAAAUCUAUUGGUAAUAUUAUACAUCCAGAAGAGAUAACUAAAGGAGGAACUGACCUAAAUAAAAAACCACCCUAUGGAGUCGAUGUUUUAAGGUGGUGGAUAGCUAGUCAUGCAACUCAACACCGACUUAUACCAAUAAAGCGUACUUCAUUGCAAGAAAGUGUAGAUGAAAUCCAUAAAUUUCGUUUAGUUUUCAGAUUUCUUUUAGGCGUUUUGCACACCUAUGAUAAGAGCAAAAGCGUAACUGAGCCUCUCUAUAAUAAUUUGGAUAAGUAUAUGUUGCAUCAACUCUAUCAUUUCCAUUUAAAUAUUAAUUCACUUUAUGAAAAAUAUCAAUAUCAUAAUGUUAGUAAUGCAAUUGUCAACUUUAUAACCAAUGAUGUUUCGUCUAUUUACUGUCAUCUAAUAAAGGAUAGAAUUUAUUGUGAAAAGAUUGACUCACCAUUCAGAUUAGGUGCUUUAGACGUUAUUGGUGAAGUUUUGGCUGUUAGUGUUAGAUCUAUAGCACCUAUAAUGCCUCAUUUAGCAGAAGAAGUUUGGCUUCAUCAUCCAGAAAAUCUCACAUCUGCUCCAUUAUUUCAUGCAAAUUUUAAAUUGCUUGAGAGUUGGAAUAAACCAGAAAUUAAAAUACUUAUUGAUAAAGCACUGGAGUUACGAAAUCAGAUAAACAAGCAGAAUGUUCUUAAUUCGUGGACUAUAAAAGCUACUAUUAAAACCAAUGCAGAGAACUUCAAAUUAUUGUCUCUGUUGCACGAACAUGAAACGAGUUCAACAUCUGAACUUUGUGAUAUUUGUCAACUUUCUUCGAUUACUCUUUUGAAUGAUGAGUCAUGUAGUAAUUUUAAUAUUACUUUAGAACCUACUGACAAACUACUUUGUAAAAGAUGUCGAAGGCAUUUAGAAUCCGAUUUUGACGAACUUUGUAAUCGGUGUAUCGAAAUUCUGAACACCGCUUAA
Ceratosolen solmsi marchali is the source of this 2988-nucleotide messenger RNA. RefSeq names its product Isoleucyl-tRNA synthetase, mitochondrial (gene IleRS-m). Bases 121 to 2988 code for a protein of 955 amino acids. Gene Ontology annotation, molecular function: ATP binding; aminoacyl-tRNA deacylase activity; tRNA binding. Lineage: Eukaryota; Metazoa; Arthropoda; Insecta; Hymenoptera; Agaonidae. The record is from RefSeq and is a predicted model, not a curated record. The transcript is spliced from 15 exons. Gene Ontology annotation, biological process: mitochondrial translation; isoleucyl-tRNA aminoacylation. Gene Ontology annotation, cellular component: mitochondrion.